Penicillium oxalicum is the source of this 2016-nucleotide messenger RNA. RefSeq names its product L-galactonate dehydratase. The record is from RefSeq and is a predicted model, not a curated record. Gene Ontology annotation, cellular component: TIM23 mitochondrial import inner membrane translocase complex. Lineage: Eukaryota; Fungi; Ascomycota; Eurotiomycetes; Eurotiales; Aspergillaceae. The transcript is spliced from 8 exons. Bases 1 to 2016 code for a protein of 671 amino acids. Gene Ontology annotation, biological process: protein import into mitochondrial matrix; carbohydrate catabolic process; amino acid catabolic process. Gene Ontology annotation, molecular function: magnesium ion binding; L-fuconate dehydratase activity.
AUGGUCAAAAUCACUGGGUUCACCACGCGGGACGUGAGGUUUCCGACCUCCCUCGAUAAGACCGGCUCUGAUGCCAUGAACGCUGCCGGCGACUACUCCGCCGCGUACUGCAUCAUUCACACAGAUUCUGACUUCAAGGGUCAUGGCAUGACCUUCACCAUCGGCCGUGGUAACGAGAUUGUUUGCGCCGCCAUUGCUCUCCUGGCUCCUCUCAUCGAGGGUAAAGACUUGGAUGAGCUCACUGCGGACUGGGGUAAGACUUGGCGCUACCUGGUCUCCGACAGUCAAUUACGUUGGAUCGGACCCGAGAAAGGUGUCAUUCACUUGGCUCUCGGGGCUGUGGUCAACGCUCUGUGGGACCUGUGGGCCAAGACCCUGGGCAAGCCAGUAUGGCGCAUUGUCGCGGACAUGACUCCCGAGGAGUUUGUGCGCUGCAUUGACUUCCGCUAUAUCACCGACGCCAUCACUCCUGAGGAAGCCCUGUCCAUGUUGAAGGAGAUCGAGGCGGGCAAGCAGGAUCGGAUCAAGGAGGCUGAGGCGAGUCAGGCGGUGCCUGCGUAUACCACCAGUGCCGGCUGGUUGGGCUACAGCGAGGAGAAGCUGAAGAAGUUGCUUGAGGAGAGCGUUGCUCAAGGGUACAGACACUUCAAGCUGAAGGUGGGAGCAAACGUGGAGGAUGAUAAGCGUCGUCUCAAGAUUGCCCGCGAGGCUAUCGGGUAUGACAAGGGCAACAUUUUGAUGGUGGAUGCCAACCAGGUCUGGUCUGUCCCCGAGGCUAUCACUUGGAUGCAGGAGCUUGCUGAAUUCAAGCCUUGGUUCAUCGAGGAGCCCACCUCUCCCGACGACAUUCUCGGCCACGCCGCCAUCCGCAAAGCCCUCUCCAACACUCCCCACGGCGCGAUCGGUGUCGCUACCGGAGAGAUGUGCCAAAACCGUGUGAUUUUCAAGCAACUCCUCCAAGCCGGUGCUCUCACCGUCCUCCAGCCCGAUGCCUGCCGUGUUGGCGGUGUCAACGAAGUUCUUGCCAUCCUCUUGCUGGCCCGCAAGUUUAACGUCCCCAUUGUGCCUCACUCUGGAGGCGUCGGUCUUCCUGAGUACACGCAACACCUGAGCACGAUUGACUACGUCGUAGUCUCGGGCAAGAAGAGUGUCUUGGAGUACGUGGACCACUUGCACGAGCACUUUGUCCACCCUUCAAGCGUCAAGGACGGGUACUACGUCACCCCUAUGGAGCCCGGAUACAGCGUGGAGAUGAAGCCUGAAAGUAUGGAUGAGUUCUCCUUCCCCGGUGAGGAGGCGAGGAACAACCUUGAACGGACAGUCACAAUCCACAUUAUGAACGCACAGUGUCUACGAGCUGUACCUCCAGUACGGCAAAGCGCAUCAUUAGCUUUGCGCCAGCUCCCACACCGAGAGCUCACUCGACUUUACGCGACACAAACCGGUCCACGCCCGAAGCGCCGGAAUAUCACGGUCUUGUCCGACGAUGGUCGAUACGAGUGGGGUGAGCUGAGCGGGCGAGAGAAGGUGUCGCGCGCGACGCAGCAGUCGAUCAAUUUUGUUGUGGUGCUGGCUGGUGCUGUUUUGACGGGCGGAGUAUUCUAUCUUUUCUGGACAGAUGUCGUUUCCCCGAACAGUCGAACGUGGCAAUACGAGAAAGCCGUGGAGCGCGUAAAAGAAGACCCGCGAUGCAUACAGCUCUUGGGCGAUCGGAGAGAGAUUAGAGCAUUUGGCGAAACCACGAACAGUCGCUGGGCGCGGAAUAGGCCGGUUGCUUCCACGGUGGAAAAGGACCGACUCGGCCGGGAGCAUCUUCGGAUGAAUUUUAAUGUCGAGGGCCCUUUGAACUCCGGUGUCGUCUUUGUGCAUCUCAUGAAGCCCUUGGACAAGGAUGAGUGGGAAUACCAGCUUCUUGCCCUCGAUGUGAAGGGUCACUCUCGUAUCAUUCUGGAAAAGGCCGCAGAAAAACCCAGUGUGGCUAGCUCAUUGAAGCUUUUCGGGAUCCAGUGGCGUUGA